AUGUGCAGGUCAUCACAAACAACAAUUUCACAAAAUCCUUAUGCAAAGCAAUUUAUUGAUGUUGGUAUAGUUGAUGCUCUUAUGAUUGUUUUCAAUAAUCUUAAUGAUUGUGUGGAGGAGGAUCUGUCUUAUUUUACUAAUAUUAAUUAUAAUAGCUAUUUACAAGAGGAUGUUUUAUAUUUAUUGUUUUAUGGUCCUUUAAAUGAAAAAGUUUAUUUAUUAUUGGAAAAAUGGUUUUAUGGUCAUUUACACGGAAAUGAUAAUAGUGGUAGUAGCGGUGCUACUGCUACUAGCAGUAAAAAAGUUGACAAUGUGGAUAAUUCCAAUGAUGAUGUUGACGCAGAAAUUUCUAAUAUAGAAGAAUAUGUUAAGAGAUUAUCUCUCAUGGAAGGUGUAGAUGUUUUCUAA
This is a messenger RNA of Entrophospora sp. SA101, 408 nucleotides long. The record is from the annotation of a GenBank genome assembly. Lineage: Eukaryota; Fungi; Glomeromycota; Glomeromycetes; Entrophosporales; Entrophosporaceae.